This is a messenger RNA of Pseudophryne corroboree (corroboree frog), 7039 nucleotides long. RefSeq names its product intercellular adhesion molecule 1-like. Bases 351 to 2021 code for a protein of 556 amino acids. The transcript is spliced from 7 exons. NCBI's taxonomy places the organism in Eukaryota, Metazoa, Chordata, Amphibia, Anura, Myobatrachidae. Gene Ontology annotation, cellular component: plasma membrane. Gene Ontology annotation, molecular function: integrin binding. The record is from RefSeq and is a predicted model, not a curated record. Gene Ontology annotation, biological process: cell-cell adhesion.
GAUUAGUGAGAAAGAGGGAGAUACAUGUGUAGAGCUUGCAGCCUGUUCUGAUGGCUCACAGCACACAGAGACCUCCCCUCCUGCUCAUAGCCUAGACAGGGGGCAGGCAUUACAGGAAACAACUUACAAAUACAAAGAAAGAGUGAACGCACUGGAGUCAGACACAGAGAGGAAGCUGGAACAGCAGCUACAGCUCAGAGUGUAACAUUGUCACAGACUAGAAGCCAGCCACACUCUCUGCAUUGCCACACUCUCUGCAUUCUACUUAUUUUUUCCUUUACAGGAGACUCCAUCACUUCCAGCUGCUUAUAUCAGAAUUUUGGAGUUUACUAUCCACAGCGUAUCCCACCAUGGAAAAGUACUGGAUCCUACUUGUUCUGUUGCACGUGGCCGGCAUCAUUCAAAUAGGAAGGUCCCAGGAUCAGUGUGAUGUGAAAUUCCUGACUGAGGACUCUACAGUGUUUGUACCAUUUGGAGGGCACGUUACGGUAAACUGCUCUUACACCUGUGACAAGCCUGCGGUUAAAACCAGAUUAUUAAAGAGCAAUGAAACAAAUGGGCCAAACUGGGUGUCCCAUCUAGUCCUAGUGGAUGACUGGGAGAAAUCGGGAGCAGCCUGCAUCCAUACAUACGAUGAUGGAGAAACAAAGUUAUCCAAUAUUACAAUCAUGGCUUACGCUCUGCCCAGUCAUGUGACAAUAGACCUGCAGGGGGAGCUAGAGGAGGGCACAGCGCACAGUAUCACCUGCACUGCUUAUGAUGUGGCUCCUGUCAGUGUACUUACUAUAUCGGUGACCAGAGGAGGGGAUGAGAUCUACAGCAAGGCCAUCGAUGGAGAUCUCACAAAGGGUCCCACGACUGUCACAGAGAUAUAUAACUUCACCGCUAGUCGUAGUGACAAUCUGCAAGACUUCACCUGUCAGGCGACCCUACAACUCGGGACAGUCCCCAACACCACAGUGCAGUCACCCAGCAUCACUGUGAGGACCUAUGCCUUGCCAGAAGAUCCCAGUAUAGAUGUGAAUAAGUGGAUAAAAUAUGGAACCUCAGCUAUAGCUGAGUGUCGGGUGCACAAUGUAUUCCCUCUACAGAAUGUCACCUUACAGCUGUCUAUCGGCGACAAUCUCCUGGAUCUGGAGACCAUUAUAGGAAGUGACUCUGCAACUGGUUCCGUCACACUGACCAACUCUACAUAUAAUCCUAGAUGGAACAAAGUCACUUGCAUAUCUCAGGUGUUUCAUUUAUCCAGGAACAUCACUAAGGAUGUCUAUUUUUAUGAUUUUUCAGAGAUUUCUAAAGUGCAUAUUGUUCUAUCCAACCACACUGUAUACCUGGGCAGUAUGGUGACUGCUGACUGCUGGAUAGACAAUCAUGACCCUGACGUGUACUGUAUGGCCAUCAGUGUGAACGGACAACGCAUGCUGGAGGUGUGCAGCUCUGAGCUCAGUUACAAUGUCACAGCGACCACAAGACACCCUGAAAUUGUCGUCACCUGCACAGUAUACAUUCGAGAUGAUCCUACUAUCUCAGAAACUGCAACAGAGACCAUAGCCGUUCACUAUCCCCCGGAAAACUCAUCCUUGAUCCUAUCACCUGACAGGAAAAUUAAUAUUGGAGAGUCGUUCAAUUUAACAUGUCAGGCGGACGCGUCUCCUCCUCCUGUCUACACCUGGGAAAUCCACAGUGAAGACCAUGUGACCUACUCCCCGGAUAACAACUCAAUCACUAUAAGCAAGGCGUUGUCUUCACACAAUGGGACAUACAAAUGUGAGGUCAACAACAAGCACGGAUCAUCAAAAGCUCAGAAGAAUGUGGUGAUUGAAGAGGAUGGCAUGUGGAAGUGGAUUGUGGUAGCUGUUGUGGCCGGAAUCGUGGUUGUGGCAUUGGUUGCUUUCAUUUCCAUGUUGUGCAAAAAAAAAGGGAAAAAAGGGUUUUACAGCUUGUUAACUGGGAGCAAGAACAGGAAAUCUGAGAAUGGUUUAAACAAGCAGCAGGCACCACAGAAAACAACGCCUGUCUAGGAAUAUGACUUACUGAACUCAUCAUUGAGUCCUGAGUUUCUGUUGUACCCAGUCUAUAACUUUACCAGCUGGGCAGCAUGAAUGUAUACUAUGUCUAGAACUGGUGACAUAAGAGGACACUUACGUGAGCUGCCAUCUUUGUUCGCUGACACAUCUUUGGACGCCAUGUACAUUUUACUGUAUCGGGAAUGCGUUACCUCUUUAGUUGAUGGAAUAUUUUUUUUCUACAUUUCUGUAUUAUAUGUUCAGCACAGUUUUCUCUGGCUGCCGCUUUACUUCCCAAGAUCAUAUUUAUUUUCUUCAAACGUUUCCACCGCACUUUCCUAUUCCAUAAUGUUCUCCAAUGUUUACCCUGGACAGUGACGGAUAUUUUAAGGCCAGAGUAACUGCACUCUUGUUGGGAUAUUCUGAAAAUAAAGACAGUGGGAGACUUCUGAAUAGAAAUUAAUAUAAAAGAGAGUAAAAUUCAAAGUCACAGAUCAAUUAACAGAACACUAAACAUGACAAAAAACAUACACACACUCGAUUGAUUGUCCUGAUUUAGAGUUCGUGCUAAUUUUGUUGUAAUGUGAAUGCUAUUUUUUUUCUGCAUGGAGGGAAGAUGCAGCCUGAUGUUACCUUACAUAUAGGGGGGGAAUUCAAAUGUUUGAAAAGUCGGUUGGGUGUCUGUUUUUUCCUGUCUAUUAGAUAGGAAAAAACAGGCACCCAACUGACUUUUCAAACAUUUGAAUUCCCCCCAUAGAGUGCAAACACAGAUUUUAAAUUGGUCCCCUCUCCCUGCAAUGCACCCUGUUAUGGUCCACGUGCAAAACUGCAUUUUCUAAAGCAUAGGUUCUCAAACUCGGUCCUCAGGACCCCACACAGUGCAUGUUUUGCAGGUAACCCAGCAGGUGCACAGGUGUAUUAAUUACUCACUGACACAUUUUAAAAGAUCCACAGGUGGAGCUAACUAUUUCACUUGCGAUUCUGUGAGGAGAACUGCAAAACAUGCACUGUGUGGGGUCCUGAGGACCGAGUUUGAGAACCUGUGUUCUAGAGGGAUUUAGUGGCAUAUGUAUCAAGCCCUUAUACACUAGUUCCUUUUCUGAAGUAUCAAGGCUGUGUAUCAGUAGUCAAAGGCAGGAGAUCUCCUGCAAAAGGUUCAUUAGCGCUGCAGACCACGGUCCCCAAUAUUCUCAAUGACUUGAGAAUGACUUGAGUCUGACCUCUAUGUGCCAAGCUCCAAAAAGCAUAGCUUUUCCGAGAUUGGUCCUGAAGGCUGCCGUCAUCCUCGGCUGCCACUUUAUGCAUAUGACAGCAUAUUCAGAGAAGGAUCUUGCAAUCCCACUCAUGCAGUCUCCAACUUCCUCUCGAAUAUGGACACUGUGUGCAAGUUCAGUGUCAGAAACUGUGGAGAAAUCUUUUGAAAUCAUGAAAGACUCCACCAAUCUGCUGGGAUGUUCUCAGGGACAAAGCGCCAAGAGUUUGCAGGGAGGGAUCCUGACGUCAAUUCCGGUCCCGGACAGGCUAAAGUAAUUGCAGCGGCUGAGUAAGUUCUGGGCUACUUAGAGACUGCACUAAAUCUGUUUGUACAGCUCUGCUACACAUGCGUUCGCACACUUGCAAAGUGAAAAUACACUCCCCUAUGGGCCGCGACUAUGCGAACGCAGGAUUGCAAAAAAAAACAUAGUGAGCUAACAGGUCUGAAUUAGCCCCACUGUGCACAAGUGCAGUGUCAGAAACUGUGGUGGAAUCUUUUGAAACUGAAAGACUCCACCAAUCUGCAGGGAUGUUCUCAGGGACAAAGUGCUGCCCCUGUAGAAACUGUUAGUACAUAGUGGGGACAGUGUCGGACUGGAGCAUGAAGGGCCCACUGGGGGUAUGCAGUGGUAGGGGCCCAUGAUUAGAGGUGUGACCAGCCUCCAAAGGGGGUGUGGCCAGCCACUACAGAGGUUUGGCUAACCAUUAUAGAGUACCUGGUCUGGACUCCUUGAUAAUUUAUAUAGUAAUUAAUGCUAGUGCGUGCAUGAUAAUGUGCCAGAUUAAUGACAGCAAUGUACUGUAGAGAAUACAUCAUAAUCCUGUGCAGUAUAAGGUAACAUAAAUAUAAUAUAUAAUUCAAUUGCACAGUCUAGAACCUGAUCCCUAGAGGAGGAGGGCCGCCCAGGCAGUGGGGCCUACCGGUGAUUUACCCUGUACCCCUGUGGGCCAGUCCGAGGCUGAGUGGGGAUGACCAUGUAAAAAAAUGUUUUUUUCCCCCCUCCCCCCCCCCCACCCCGCAAUAUGGACUGACAAUUAUCAUGGCACAUAAUUGCAUGUACUAUAACAUGCAAAGAUUUAUUUAUGUCUAAGGAAAGGGCAACUCGUGGGAAAUGUAAUUUAGAAACACCAGGCACUGAUACAAUGUUAUAUGAUAUUACUGUACAACUGUAAAUGAAUAAAACAAUGUAUAGGUGAGAGUAGCCUGGGGAAUUGUUACCAUGAUACGUACUGUGUACAGUUGUUGAAGAUAUCAAAUUUAAAGCCAUCUCAAUAUAUACAGUAUGUAUAUAGUCAUAUGUAUGACUGUGUGCAGUAUAUUUGUCUCUUAACAGUAAUCUUUGUGCUACUGUACAAUGCUCCCAUGCUAGUCACCUAUACUUUCCAAUGCGUAGGAAUGAAACUUGAACACUUAUGAGAACCUUUUCUCGUUCAGCACCAUCCUUGAGACUUUGGCUUCUCCUCCCGCCUGCUUGCAUGAGUCUCCGCACCUUCCCCUGCACUCUGCUCACUGUCUGCUCAGCUUUCUCUGUAGUAAGGAGAAGGAGUGUCCCUGUUCUGAUUCAGGGGGUCAUUCAGACCAGAUUGCUGCUGUGCGUUUUCACACAGCGGGCGAUCAGGUACUAAAUGCGAAUGUGUAUGCACCGCAAUGCGCACACGCGUCGGACAACAACAAAGGGCAUUGCUGGUCAGCGGUGGGAUGGUGCAAAAAAUCUGUUCGCAUAAGCGUUUGAAUUCUUCCCAACAUGACCCGCUGCAGGAGGGACAGAAUGCUCUGCUUCUGGACUUCCCUCUUAAUUUAUGAUUGCCAUCACCUGUGCUGAAACACCUUCUUAUCCAGUAGCCUGCUGAACACAGGUGCAGACAAUUAUAAAUAAAGAAAAAAGUCCAGAAGCAGAGCAUGGUGUCCCUCCUGGAGAGGGUCAUGUUGGGAGGUAUGCGUUUGCAGGGUGAUUGGCAGGAGGAAGCCGUUUGUGGGUGGUAACUGACCGUUUACUGGGAGUGUUCGGGAAAACGCAGGCACGCCCAAGCGUUUUCAGGGAGGGUGUCUGACGUCAGGUCCGGUCCAGAUCAUCCUGAUGCGAUCGCACCGGAGGAGUAUGUCCUGGGCUGCGCAGAGACUGCACACACUGAAUUUUAGCAGCUCGGCGUACACAUAUCAUCGCACACUUGCACAGCAAAAAUACACUCCCCCUGUAGGCAGUGACUAUGAGCGCAGGACAGCAAAAAUCGCAUCCCAGCGAUCGGAUCUGAAUGACACCCUCUGUUUCUAUCUCAGUUUUAAAUAAAGACCUAAUAAAUGGUGAUCAAAACAUCGGGGGGUAGAAUGGACAGUAUAUAAUCGGUGGCUCAGGCAGCAGAAAGUGGUAGGACUGCUGUUAAGGGGAUUACACACAGAGAGAUCUGUGCUUAAUUUCUAAGCAAUCUGUGCUUUGUAAUUAAUCACGGAUCUCCCCUUGUGUAUGCCCCAUAGCGAUAGCAAUGCGCGGCCCAAUGCGUCACUAUGGCCGGUACUACAUUGGCCUGCAUGCACAAUCUAGUACAUCUCUCACUUCACCACAGUGUGAAAUGAGUGUCCCCCCACCCUCGUUCAGCACACAUUGCGCUGAGUGCUGAGCGGGGGGGGGGGGGGAGAUGUGUGCUGAGUGGUCUGUGAUAGAUCGCUUAGCACACAUCUCCCCGUGUGUACUCUCUUUAGCUUUAAAUAGGACUACAUAACCAGUAUACAGGAGACCAGUGUGGGACUGUUGGAGGCUUCAGGUGUGGAUCAGGUCAACGGCUCAUUAUAUGUAAUUAAGGAACAGGGAGCAGAUGUAUUAAGCCUGGAGAAGUGAUUAAAUGGAAGGUGUUAACGCACCAGCCAAUCAGCUCCACUUUAUCACUUCUCCAUGCUUAAUACAUCUGCCCAAGGGUUUAAUGUUGACAUACUAUAGGAAUCUUCUAGAUUUUGGCUGACGAUUGUCUCUGAGGAGGCGAUGUACAGUAUCAAACCUCCGGAAGUUAAGGCGGAGAAGUUGCUCAUAGCAACCAAUCAUAGAUCAUUUUAAAUACAGCACCUUACUAACACUACUAACUUAUAUACACUAUAAACCAAAGCCAUUGUUAUUCAUCCCUAUACUGUACUUCUUUUUUUAUUCAUAUGCUACAUUUUACACUUUUUGCUACAUUUUUGGAACGUUGCCAAAAUGGUCAGUAUGUAAAUAAUCUCUUAAUCAAUUUCUACAUAAUUGUCAAUUUAAAAAUAUUUUGGCACCUCCGCAGUAUCCUGUUCCCGAUGUACAGACAGGAGCUGUAAUGUAUGACACAAUUUGGAUGUUUAGAUGUUUAGCUGUCUGUUAGGGCUACUGUAUAUUCUGUUUUAGAUCGGAUGUAUUUUGUCAUACUGUAUGUUUAAUUAUAACUUCUAUGUAUCCAAUAAGCUAGGGUGCUUUUCCCACUGCUCAGGUUAUUUUGGGUAACCCCACACAUAACUCUGUCAUUUUUUAGACUUGCUGUAAAAUGUUAUAAAGUACGUUUCGGUUUCUUAGCUCAGUAGUAUUUUGUAUUGGUGCGGUGUUUCGCUCUCUUUGCAGCUAAACAAUGACUUUCAUGAAAGGAUAAUCAGCCACCAACAACCCCAUGAACAGAUCAUUUCAGGAGGGUUCGGCGCCUCCCCCACAUGGAAACACAAACCUGUUUCAUACUUCUCAGAGAAUUUUUUUUUUGUCUCUUAAAUUUGUGAUAUAUGUUUUGUAAAUACUGUUUUGUAUGUUUUUAUUAAAUAGAUGCUGUUAUUGUAA